AUAACAGAGUUUCGGGGGAAAAUUCAAGCUUUGAUCCAAUCUACUUCCAGCUAACCAAUGGCCUCCAUGUACGUUGGGGACCUUCACCCAGACGUUACUGAAGCUAUAUUAUUUAAAAAGUUCUCUACGGCUGGUCCUGUCCUUAGCAUUCGUGUUUGCAGAGACAUGAUCACGAGGCGAUCCCUGGGGUAUGCCUACGUCAACUUUCAACAGCCUGCUGAUGCUGAGAGAGCUUUAGAUAUUAUAAGCUUUGACACCAUCAAGGGACGGCCCAUCAGGAUCUUGUGGUCCCAGCGUGAUCCAUCCCUCAGAAAGUCUGGUGUUAGCAAACUUUUCAUUAAGAAUCUGGACAGAAGUAUCGACAACAAAGCUCUUUAUGAUGCAUUUUCUGCCUUUGGCAAUUUACUCUCUUGUAAGAUUAUGUGUGACGAAUAUGGGUCCAGAGGGUAUGGGUUUGUACAUUUUGAAACUGAAGAAGCUGCCAGAAGUGCCAUUAAGAAGGUGAAUGGCAUGUUGCUGAAUGGAAAAAAAGUAUUUGUAGGCAGAUUUUUGAGCAGACGGGAAAGGUCUAGUAAUAAGAAGCGAAAAUUCAGCAACAUUUAUGUGAAAAACUUCAGUAAAGAAAUGGAUGAUGCAAAACUGAGGGAAAUGUUUGAACCUUAUGGCAAGAUCAUCAGUGCCAAAGUGAUGACAGAUAUUUCCUCUGGAAAAGGUAGAGGAUUUGGAUUUGUUAGCUUUGAAGAUGCAGAGGCUGCUGAGAAAGCUGUUGAUGCAGUUAAUGGAAAAGGGUUUGGUGGAAAUCUGUUUUAUAAAGGACGUGUUCAAAAUAAAAACGAACGUCAGGCUGAGCUCGAAGCAAAGUUUGAACGAAUUAGAAGGGAAAGAAUAAAUAGGUACCAGGGAGUCAACUUGUAUGUCAAGAACCUAGAUGACAAUAUUGACGAUAAAAGAUUACGAAAAGAAUUUGCUCAGUUUGGUACCAUAACCAGUGCCAAGGUAAUGACAGAGGCAGGCAAAUCCAAAGGCUUUGGAUUUGUAUGCUUCAGUUCCCCCGAUGAAGCUACUAAUGCUAUGAAUAAAAUGCAUGGACGAAUUAUUGUGGCAAGACCCUUGUAUGUUGCUUUAGCUCAGAGGAAGGAGGACCGUAAGGCUUACCUUGCCUCCAAGUACAUGCAGCGUAUUACAAGAAUGCGAGUACAGGGACAACAAAUAGGACAGGUAAGCCAGAUGUUCCAACCAGGUGGUGCUGGAUACUUCGUCCCAACAAUGCCUCAAGCUCAGAGAUUCUACGCUCCUAAUAACAUGCCAACCAUGAGAACUAAUCCAAGAUGGCAGACAACAACUGUAAGACCAACCGGUCAGACUGCAAAUAGACGAAGGUCAACAAGUAAGACCAUUUUACGUAGUGGAGUGAGCGUUCUUCCAAUCUUUCACCAGUCAGCAAAACCCAACACCCAGCAGCGCAUGCCUGUCAGUCAGCAGGUGCCUGGACACACCCGGGGAGGACAACCCAGUGUGCCAGCAGCCGCAAACCGCCAGGCAGGCUACAAGGGAUACAUUGCUGGUCAUAUGAUGAAGCAGCAUCAAGGACAAAAUCCAGGAAUGCCGCAGGGACAGGAGACAUUGACUGCCACUAUGUUGUCUGCAUUUCCACCACAGGAGCAGAAACAGAUGUUAGGAGAACGCUUAUUUCCUCUCAUCUCCGGUAUGUUCCCAGACAUGGCGGGAAAGAUCACUGACAUGUUGCUGGAAAUCGACAACUCUGAGAUAAUGCACAUGCUGAAAUUUCAAGAGUCGCUAAAGGCUAAGGUUGUGGAAGCUUUUGAUUUGUUACAAGCCCACCGAGCAAAGGAGGAAAAUGAUGACUCAGAGGGGAAACAUUUAUUAAUAACUUGAGAUGCUCUUAGUUACCAUUAACCUGGACGAAUUUUGCUAGU
Saccostrea cuccullata (small rock oyster) is the source of this 1937-nucleotide messenger RNA. Its product is annotated as polyadenylate-binding protein 4-like. Lineage: Eukaryota; Metazoa; Mollusca; Bivalvia; Ostreida; Ostreidae. Bases 58 to 1896 code for a protein of 612 amino acids. The transcript has 11 exons. The record is from RefSeq and is a predicted model, not a curated record. Gene Ontology annotation, cellular component: cytosol; ribonucleoprotein complex; nucleus. Gene Ontology annotation, molecular function: mRNA 3'-UTR binding; poly(U) RNA binding; poly(A) binding.